Molecule: messenger RNA, 2011 nt
Organism: Anoplophora glabripennis (Asian longhorned beetle)
Lineage: Eukaryota; Metazoa; Arthropoda; Insecta; Coleoptera; Cerambycidae
Gene: calypso
Product: ubiquitin carboxyl-terminal hydrolase calypso
Exons: 5
Coding region: 260-1924 (554 amino acids)
Biological process (GO): protein deubiquitination; ubiquitin-dependent protein catabolic process
Cellular component (GO): cytoplasm
Molecular function (GO): cysteine-type deubiquitinase activity
Source: RefSeq, a predicted model, not a curated record
UUCAUUCUAGGUUUAAUCAACAAAAAAUUAUAAAUUCUUUACGUAGAUCAGGAUCAAUUUAAUACUCUAGACUUUAAGAAAUUGUUAUAUGAAAAAUGUGAAGGUGUAGUUUUAAAAGAACUUAAUAAUUACUAAAAUAUACAAAGAUUGUCGCAAAAAAAUUCCAAGAGUUUGUCAAAAAUUGUACUCUAACUAUCAAAUGUUAGGUUAAAGGCUAUGUUUACAAAAAAGCUGUUUGUUUUUAAGUUAAAUAACAAUAAUGCCUGUGGAUAUAAAGGAACUUACAGAGGGUUGGCUGGAGUUAGAAAGCGAUCCAGGCUUGUUUUCUUUACUCCUUGAAGAUUUCGGCGUAAAAGGAGUCCAAGUCGAGGAAAUAUACGAUUUAAACAAACCCUUAGACAGUCCAGUUUAUGGUUUCAUUUUCUUAUUUAGAUGGGUCGAGGAAAGAAGAUCACGUCGAAAAGUUGUGGAGCAAAAUGAAACGUUUGUUAAAGACGAAGAUAUAGUAAAUAAUAUAUUUUUUGCUCAACAAAUGGUUCCGAACAGUUGUGCUACACAUGCCCUUAUUUCUAUAUUGUUAAAUUGCCCCACUAUACAUUUAGGCGAGACUUUGACCAGACUGAAAGCACAUACGCAAGGUAUGAGCCCCGAUAAUAAAGGAUGGGCUAUAGGAAAUACCCCAGAGUUGGCUUGUGCUCACAAUUCGCAUGCUAUGCCGCAAGCAAAGCGAAGGCUCGAAAAAGGCAGUGGAGUAUCAACGGGACGCUUUACAGGUGAAGCAUUUCAUUUUGUUAGCUUUGUACCCAUUGGGGGCAGACUAUUUGAACUGGAUGGUCUGAAGCCUUAUCCGAUUGAUCAUGGCCCUUGUAACGAUAUGGAAUGGACUGAUAAGUUCCGUAGUGUUAUUACCGAUCGGCUGGGAAUCACAGCUGAUGAAUAUAACGAGAUUAGAUUCAAUCUAAUGGCAGUCGUUCCAGAUAGAAGACUGGCCAUUCAGCAUAAACUUAAAAUGUUGAGAACUAACAAACAAAUAGUAUUGGAUGCACUUCAGCACAUAGUUAAAGUCAAGGAAAAGAGUGGUAGUACUAACAUUAAGACUGAAAAGGAAUUAGAAGCUUUAAAGCCAGGAACAAGCGGUGAAGAAGCAAAAUCGGUGGAUCCCACGAAGAAUGAAUCUGAGGAAGACCAGGCUUCAAAAACCAAUAAAAUCGAAUCUACUUCGACAAACAGUAAGGUAACACUGUGUCCUUUAGAUUACGCCACUCCAUUGACCAUACAAACUUCACCUGCACCCAGUACUUCUGGAACGGACACCCCGUCAGAUUUAGGAUCAGCUUUCAACUCUCCCACUCAAGGAUGGAACUGGGCAGCCGCGACGACCUCGCAGAAUAGCCCAACAUCAAGGGAUUUGAAACGGUUCGUUGUAUUGAGGAUGGCCGAACAGGGCGACAAAGAGAAGGAGCAGAAUGAAAUAAAGUCGUUAGAGUCUGCCGAAAGGAAAUUGGUCAGUACGGGAGGGGUCCACGCUAGGGUUCACACAAGUGACGGCGAUCCGGUAGUAGCAGAGAAGAAGAACCAAGAACUCUUAGAACCACACACUUUCGCCCCAAAGGACUUGCUAGCGUUGUUGAGGAACCUUGAAAACGAAAUAUGUAUGUGCGAGAUUAGUUUGAAGGACGAAAAUGACAAGCAGAACAAAUAUAAGGUUGAUGAUUGUAGGCGGACUCACAACUACGAUGAGUUUAUUUGUACGUUUUUGUCCAUGCUGGCCGAGCAGGGUAAAUUGGCAGAUUUAGUAGAGCAAAAUUUAGUCGUUCCGAAAAGGCCUAGCAAUUCCACUCCUGUACCGAAACCCGCCAAGAAGAAAAAAGAUGGCGGUAAGAGGAAGAAGAAAGGUCGUUCGAAGGUGAAACGAAGACGUUGAAGCUGUACACUUGAAUCUUUUUUUAUUUUAUUCUACAAAAUACAAAUAUUUAAAUAGAUUAACUGUAUAUUUGCUGUUUUUAUAAAA